Molecule: messenger RNA, 3874 nt
Organism: Leptopilina heterotoma
Lineage: Eukaryota; Metazoa; Arthropoda; Insecta; Hymenoptera; Figitidae
Product: probable multidrug resistance-associated protein lethal(2)03659
Exons: 10
Coding region: 143-3796 (1217 amino acids)
Biological process (GO): transmembrane transport
Cellular component (GO): membrane
Molecular function (GO): ABC-type transporter activity; ATP binding; ATP hydrolysis activity
Source: RefSeq, a predicted model, not a curated record
GGAUCAACAAAAUACAAAAGAAUUUAAGAAGAUACGAAAAAAUCCUAAUUUACUAUCAAAACUUUUUUUUGGUUGGCUUUUUAAAACAUUUAUUAGAGGUUAUCAUAAAGAAUUGGAUGAAACAGAUCUUCCCUCGCCACUUAUGGAGCAUUCAUCACAUUUAAUUACAAAGAAAGUGACAAAAUCUUGGAAUGAUGAAAAAAUUAAGUGCAAGAAAAAAGGAAAAAGUGGACCAAUUUUAUUUACCGUUCUCUUAAAAUGUUUUUUGCCACAAUUUUUAUUUUGGACAUUUAUUCAAGUUCUAAAGGAAUUUAUACUGAAAAUAGUCAAACCAAUUAUUCUUGGUAACGUUUUAAGUUAUUUUAAUGGAAAAAUUGAAGUUUCCGGCAAUGACAUUUAUUUUUGGAUAGCGGGACUUAUUUUAAAUCUUUUAAUGCAAGCAUUCUUUGAAACACAAAUUUGGACAAAUAUGAUGUAUUUGGAGAUUAAAAUACGUGUCGCGUGUUCGACAUUAAUUUAUAAUAAAGUAUUGAGACUUUCGAAAAUUGCAUUCGAAUCAGAAACGUCAGUGGGACAGAUUAUAAAUCACUUGAACAAUGACACAAAAUGCAUAACCGAGGUUCUUGCCUGCAUUAAUUAUAUAUGGAUUUCUCCAUUACAAACAUUAUUAAUUGCAUUUUUUAUUUAUAAAAAUGUCAGUCUCACUGCUGUUGCAGGAAUUGCCGUUUUUUUCAUAACAAUUCCAAUACAAGGCUAUUUGGCAAAAAUUGUGCCACGACUCUCUCUAAAAGCAGCUGCACAAACAGAUGAAAGACUAUCAUUGACAAAUGAAACUGUUAGCGGAAUACAAGUAAUUAAAAUGUUUGCCUGGGAAAAAUCUUUCCUCAGUCUUGUUGACACCGUAAGAGCGAAAGAAAUGACGGAAAUAACGAAAAUAAUGUUAGCAAAGUUUGCAGCAAUAUCGUGUUAUAUUUUCAAUUCGAGAAUCUCACUUUUUGUCAGUUUAAUAUUGUGUGUUUUAUUUGAUAGAAAUUUAUCAGCUGAAAGUGUUUUUAUUCUCACCAUGUAUUUUGAUACUAUUCAACAUAAUAUGAAUGCAAUGUUUCCGUUCGGUCUACAACGAGGAGGCAUGUGGUUAGCUUCAAUGAAGAGAAUACAAAAGUUCCUCGAUCAAAAAGAUUCACAUCACCCUCACAAUGUGAGUAAUGAAAAAAAUCAACAUAAUCAACAUGGAAAUUCCCAGGACAGCGUUAGAUUGCAAAAUGUCUCCGCAAAGUGGUCGUCGAAAAGCAGUGAAAACAAUCUGGACAAUAUUAAUUUUUCCGCGAAAUGUGAUAGUCUAGUUGCAAUUGUUGGUCAAGUUGGUUCCGGCAAGACAAGUUUACUGCAAGUGAUUCUGGAAGAAUUGCCAGUGCUGAAGGGAGUUGUCACCACCUCGGGACGAAUUGCCUACGUCAGUCAAGAUCCAUGGAUCUUCUCGUCCAGCAUCAGACAGAAUAUAAUCUUCGCCAAACCAAUGGACAAGGAGCGUUACGAGCAAGUGAUCAAGGUCUGCCAACUAGAGAGAGAUUUUGAUCAAUUUCCCCACAAGGAUCAGACAAUUGUUGGUGAGAAGGGGAUAAAUUUGAGUGGUGGUCAACGGGCAAGAGUUGCUCUAGCUCGAGCAAUUUAUGCUGAUGCGGACAUCUACCUUUUGGAUGAUCCACUAUCAGCCGUGGACGCCCGGGUCGGGCGACUCAUCUUCAAUGACUGUAUUCGUACUUUCCUGAAGGGAAAAACCCGAAUUCUGGUCACCCAUCAAUUGCAGUAUCUCAAUCAGGUGGAUUACGUUUACAUUCUUGAUAACGGACGCGUUCAGUCUGAAGGUACCAGUAAGGAUCUACAAUCAAGAAAAGUCUUCCAAUUCCCUAAUGAUGAGAACUUUGAUUCCCAGACUGCUGAUACUGUCAAAGAGGCAGAAUUCACUGGACUCAUGUCCGAAAAGCAGGAGGAGGAAGUUGCGGAACAUCGGACAAUCGGAAAAGUAUCGAAAAUCUCCUACAUUUCGUAUUUUAAGGCCAGUCAAUCCACCUGCUUGGUAAUUACCGUAUUCCUCCUGGCGAUAUUUCGUCAGGUGAUCAGCUCCGCUGGUGACUACUACAUUUCCCUUUGGGCCGAAGCACAACAAUCCUGUUCAGCAGAUACGACACGAUAUACAUUCAUCUGCGGAGCGACAUUCAGUGAUAAUGUUCCCUACAUCGGUAUCUAUGGAGCACUAACACUCCUACUGAUAUUUAUCGUUUACGCCUACAUUUUUAGUUUCGCCAAAAUGUGUAAACGCUCCUCCCAAAAGAUGCAUUUCAACCUUUUUGAUAGUAUCGUUCGAGCUAGAAUGUCCUUCUUCUAUCAUCAUUCGUCCGGGAGGAUAUUGAAUCGAUUCUCCAAAGAUAUGGGAGUCAUUGAUAAGGAACUACCAAUACGAGUUUAUUUUACAAAAAUAUCCUGGAUGCAGGUAUUGGUAAUAACAGGAAUGACAGUUGCGCUGAAUUACUGGUUAGUGAUACCGACAAUUGUGGCCAGUUUGGUUAUGUAUCUGGUACUGAAUGUCUACAUCAAGACGAGCAGGAAUGUCAAACGACUGGAUGGAAUCACACAAUCACCAGUGAUCAGACAUCUAUCCGACACACUCCAGGGUUUAGAAUCAGUUCGUGCCUUUGGCGCCGAGGAACUUCUCACCAAGGAAUUCGAGAAACAUUUAGAUCUCAAUACAUCAAGUUCAUCAAUAUUUCUCGGAUGCGCCCAAUGUCUUCAACUCUAUGUGGAAUUAAUUUUCGGCAUCUAUAUUGCAUCGGUAGCAUUUAUUUUUCUCCUGAUGAAUCACGAGAAUACAAUAGGCAAUGUCGGUCUAAUCAUCACACAAAUAAUCAUCCUGGCUGAUACAAUAGCAUGGUCGAUAUUUAAUACAACCGAAACGGAAACUUUGAUGACAUCAGUGGAACGUGUAUUGGAGUACAGUAAUAUCGAGCAGGAACCACCAUUGGAGAGUGCUGAUGAUAAAAAACCACCUGAUACUUGGCCCAAUAAGUGUAGUGUUGAAUUUCAAAAUCUCUCACUUCGUUAUCAUGAGAAUGGAACCGAGGUCCUUAGGAAUAUGAGUUUCACUAUUAAACCAGAGGAGAAAAUUGGUAUCGUAGGACGUACCGGAGCGGGGAAAUCAUCAUUAAUUGCUGCUCUAUUUCGAAUGUCGCAUCUCGAGGGUGAAAUUUAUAUUGAUGGUGUGCCAACGAGUAGUCUGGGUUUACACGAUCUCAGAUCGAAGAUCAGUAUUAUUCCUCAGCAGCCUCUAUUAUUCGCUGGCACUCUCAGGAGAAAUUUAGAUCCUUUUGAUGAAUUUUCAGACGAUAUUCUUUGGCAGGCUUUGGAAGAGGUUGAACUUAAGACGACAAUUGCUGCUAUUAGUGGCGGUUUGGAAAGUCAUGUUUCGGAUGGUGGUGCAAAUUUUAGCAUGGGUCAACGACAAUUACUCUGUUUGGCUCGUGCAAUAGUUAGGAAUAAUAAAAUACUAAUUCUCGACGAGGCAACGGCGAAUGUCGACACGGAAACCGAUUUUCUCAUACAAAAAACAAUACGAAGGAGAUUUGAAAAUUGUACUGUUCUAAUUAUAGCCCAUCGACUAAAUACCAUUAUGGACUGUGAUAGGAUUAUGGUUUUAGAUGCUGGAAAAAUUGUGGAAUUCGAUUCUCCCUCAAGUUUAAUGGAAAAAGAAGAUGGACUAUUUUUUGAUAUGGUGCAACAAACUGGACGUGAAAAAAUAUAAUUUGUACAUAUAAAUGAAUUUUCUUUUCCUAUUUUAAUUUAAAUUAUUAUGAAUUAAUAUAAAUAUGAAUAUUAUGAA